Molecule: messenger RNA, 1838 nt
Organism: Gryllus bimaculatus (two-spotted cricket)
Lineage: Eukaryota; Metazoa; Arthropoda; Insecta; Orthoptera; Gryllidae
Source: the annotation of a GenBank genome assembly
CGUCAUUUGAAACAGGAUUUUCGCUGGCGGUACCUUCCAUUUUACGUGCCUCAAUCACCUCAAUGUUUCUUCGUUCUGUUUGCUCGUGUUCGUAGGCUGGACUUCACAACCUCAUUAUUGCUAACCACGUCUCGUGACGUGAUGAUGUAAUUAUCACUGUGAUCACUGCUAAGCCCAGUUUGUCCAAACUUUCUUACCCCAGUCAAUGUUUUUUAUUAUCCUAUUUAUUCAUUUAUUUAUUUUUCUGGUACAUCCCUCACUGAAUAUUACGAAUUGUCAUCGUGAUUCCUAUCAUUUUAAAUAAUGUUACUGCAGAUAUUUGCGAAAUUGUGAAUGUUGAGGCAAAAGUACUGUGCUCGCAUCUCGGACUGUUCCCUAUCGAGAUCAUGAGGUGUGGUGAUUGUUUUGGACCACAUGCACAUGAACUCCAAUGAACUUGAUCCAGAGCAGACUACUGUUUCAGUCAGCUGUUCGGCUCGAAAUAACCAAUCAAACUUGUCCUUCACAUAAGUGACAAGGUGAGCUGAGCUGUGAUAUGUGUCAAAUUAAUUUUAUUUAUCUUUUCUCUUCUAGGGUGAGGGAAAUUAGACUGUAACUCCGUGAAAACAAACAAAGCAAGGUUGUCGAAAUUCACAAUUUUGUGGACUCCGGCAGGCCUAAGGCAAAGUCCUGUCCCGAUAAUUAUCACAACACAAGUUACAUAAAAGCUACCACUUAUAAUGCUAAGUCAUCCUUGUUUUAACAACAGAACUGAUGCGUUAAGCUAUGUUAUAAAGUAGGGAGAUGCUGAGAAGAUUUUUUCCGGAAGUUAAAAAGCUUUCAUCAAAUAUGAGCUGCCAAGCUGGAAAUGUGAAGUUAAAGGGGAAAGUAGCAGUGGUCACUGCAUCAACUGAUGGCAUAGGUCUUGCAAUCGCACGUCGAUUGGCUCAAGAUGGGGCAAGUGUUGUGAUAAGUAGCAGGAAAGAAAAUAACGUUCAGCGUGCAGUCAAGGAUUUACAGAGUGAAGGAUUGACUGUCAGUGGUAUUGUAUGUCAUGUUGGUAAAGCAUCAGAUCGACAGAAGUUAUUAGAAUGUGCUUCUAGCAAGUAUGGUGGUAUUGACAUUCUUGUUUCAAAUGCAGCUGUCAAUCCAACAGUUGGUCAUGUUUUGGAGUGUGAGGAAUCAUCGUGGGAUAAAAUAUUUGAAAUUAAUGUGAAAGCUGCCUAUAUGCUGUCAAAAGAAGUAUUGCCAUUUCUACGACAGAGAGGAGGUGGUUCUAUAACAUACAUUUCUUCCAUUGCUGGUUUUCAACCAUUUGAUGUUUUAGGUGCUUAUUCUGUCAGUAAAACUGCUUUAUUAGGCUUGACCAAAGCUGCAUCACAAGGACUUGCAGAAGAAAACAUUAGAGUCAAUUGUGUGGCACCAGGUAUCGUAGAAACACGAUUUGCUGCAGCGGUAAAAAAUGAAUAUAUCAAUGAAGCUCAAACAAAUGUGCAUGCUAUAUUAGAUCAGCUCAAAGGGCCUGAUAUAGAUGCUGCAAAGUACAUCAACGGCAUUACUAAUGAACCCGCCUCUCAACAAGCUGUUUCUACAGAAGAACUUAUCCUUCAUGAACAAGAGUCGGCAAGAGAAGCAGCAGUUUCAAAAAUCCCAAUGGGCAGAUUAGCACAACCACAUGAAAUAGCAGGAAUUGUUUCAUUUUUAUGUUCAAAUGAUGCGUCUUACAUUACUGGAGAAACUAUAGUAGUGUCUGGUGGAAUGUCUUCACGUUUAUAACAGGUGAAAAUGUGUAAAUAAAACAUUUUACCUGUUGAUAUUAAAAUUAUUUUAUAUAUUUUUGGAAUACGGUUUUGUUUAUA